CCCCUCGGCCCCGCAGCGGCCCCGCCGCCAGCGCCCGCCCGGCCCGGCCCGGCCCCGGCCCCGCUCGCUCGGUGCAGCCCCGCCAUGGCGGGCGGCCCGGCCGCGCUCGCCCUCGGUGUCCUGCUGGCCGCCUGCCACGCUCUGGACAACACCACAGCUGCUCAGAACGCCCCGGUGGCGGCGGCCGUGAGGUCGCACUUCAAUGAGUGCCCCGACUCGCACAGCCAGUUCUGCUUCCACGGCACCUGCCGCUUCCUGGUGCAGGAGGACAAACCCGCCUGCGUGUGUCACUCGGGGUACGUGGGCACACGCUGUGAGCACGCUGACCUGCUGGCCGUGGUGGCAGCCAACCAGAAGAAGCAAACCAUCACAGCCCUGCUCGUGGUGGCCGUGGUGGCCUCGGCUCUGCUCGUCACCGUCUGCGUCCUGGUCCACUGCUGCCGCCGCCGGAAGCGCUGCCCUGGCUGGUGCCAGCACGGAGCCGGCCCCGAGAAACCGGGGGGGCUGCUCGGGGGGGGCUGCUGCUGCCAGGGCCACACAGGUGUGUGACAGACCCGGGACCCCCCGGGGACCCCCGGACCAGCCCCCCCCAGCUGCGGAUCCUUUUUGGGGUUUCCCCCUGUUCCUCCUCGGCUCUUGGGGCGUUUUCCAGGGAUUUUCUCCCCCUUUCCCAAAUAUUUGGGUUUUAAACCAAAACCCCUGCCAGGAUGGGGCUUUAUUUUUCUACAGAGGAAAAAAAAAAAAAAAAACCCACACCUCGGCCCCAGCUCAUUUUUGGGGAAAAAUCCCCAAUUUUUUUUUAAUAAAAAAUGAAUUUAAAUCCCAGGAAACCUCCUCAGGCUGGAGCUCCAACCUCUGGCACAGCCUUAAUUUCCCCUUAGUAACCAACCCAGAGCUUUUCCCUCUGUUUUGGGGUUGUUUUGGGGUUUUUUUUGUUUUGUUUUUUUUUUUAAGUCAUGGUUACUCUCAUGUCUUCUGUAUAUGUUGCACUGAAAGUUAAUAUUUAAUGUUUUAAUUUAUUUCGCGUGGUUUAAAUUAAUUUUGAUUCCUAUAAAGAUGUUCUUGUCAUG
Messenger RNA from Oenanthe melanoleuca, 1070 nucleotides. RefSeq names its product transforming growth factor alpha (gene TGFA). Gene Ontology annotation, biological process: positive regulation of cell population proliferation; positive regulation of mitotic nuclear division; epidermal growth factor receptor signaling pathway. The transcript has 6 exons. NCBI's taxonomy places the organism in Eukaryota, Metazoa, Chordata, Aves, Passeriformes, Muscicapidae. The record is from RefSeq and is a predicted model, not a curated record. The coding region runs from base 85 to 549 and encodes 154 amino acids.